Molecule: messenger RNA, 1527 nt
Organism: Tricharina praecox
Lineage: Eukaryota; Fungi; Ascomycota; Pezizomycetes; Pezizales; Pyronemataceae
Exons: 1
Coding region: 1-1527 (508 amino acids)
Source: RefSeq, a predicted model, not a curated record
AUGUCUCCCUUGGUCCCUUCCGGACUCGAAGCCAUCCGUCCGUUUGCUCCCGUCGACGCCAUCGGCACGAGCGAAACCCCGGCUGGAAAUCGAGCCGCCGAGGAGUGUACUGAUCCAGCGUGUGCCUACGUCAAGGCCCUGAACGACCCGAAUCCAAUCACGCAUCACACGGUGCAUCACACGUACAGAGGCGAAGACAUCGACCACAUUCUUGCCCACUUGUGGGGGGUUUUGAAGGUCGGACCGCCUAGCCCGCCGUCAAUGACUACUAUUCCGGCCUGCAUGGCGCCGCCGCAACCGAGACACAGCAGCUGGUGCGACAAGGCGCUGGGUCUGAGGUGCUCCACGGCGACACCUGGUGAGCGGUUCCUGGUGAGCGAGAGUGGGAAUGAAGCGGAGUCGGGGCACAGUGGAUGGGAUGUGGUUGACGAGACCAUUACUGGAGGUCUCACCCCGCUGCCGUGGACCCAUCAUCCGAUGGACGACUCGCCUUCACGGGCGGAGAGGAAUGAGUGGCAAGUCUACCCCGAGGAACAGCGCAGUCAAAUCAACAGAUUUGACCGGCGAACCCCGACCGGCCCCAAGCAGGUUCCCGCUUCGCUGCUCCGCGCCGCCUGUCCGUACAUCCCCGCGCUCGACCCGCGGUACUUUCAGGCGGAGCGGUUCUCGGGCCCCAGCCAUCCCUUGCCCGUUCCGCCGCAGCACAGCUGGACGCUUCCGCGCGGAAUAACUCUGGGGCUGCACCCGCGGCCGCGGACCGAGUACGCCACCUACUUCGACUCAUUCGGGGCGUCACUCGACACCUGGCCGAGUUCGCGGUUCGGGCGGGCGAGCCUCAAGAACUCGCGCGGGGUCUUCCUGAAGCCGAUUCCGGUGACGGCCACGCUCGCCGCCAUCUGCGACAACAUCCGCGGGGGCGCGCUGGAGCGCGUCGAUUUCCACGACUACCAGGGCCGCACGUGCGUCGGCGCGUUCUUCGUCGUCGCGGAAGAGGCCGCCAAGUACGUCAAGUUCUGUAGGGAGCAGGGCGGCGUCUACUGGGCGCACAAUGGCAUAGUCAGCACGGUUGAGGCCAUCCCCCGUGCCAAGGGAGGUCAUGAACCUAUCAAGGUCGAUGUUUCCCGCGGGAUCCUGCGCGAGGGCGCCACGCGAUGCCUCAGGGUCUGCAAUCUGCCGAACACCGUCGACGUCGAGCUGCUGAAGUUCCAGGUCAGGACGCAGUCCAGGAACGUCCUGGCUGAGGUCGAGAGCUUGCGUCUCAUCCCCGAGACUAACCUGGCGGCGCCGACGUUCACUAUGUUCCUGAAUAUGGCGACGAUCGGGACGGCGCUCGGCGCGAAACUCAGGUUGCAGAGUCUCAAGUACUAUGCUGAUUGCAGCUUCGAGUUCCUCCCCGAUCCGGUUGAGGGCUCCCUGGAAGACUUAGGCUACACGUGGGCGUGCGAGCGCUACUGGGAUCAGUUGAAGUUCUGGGACAAUAGAGAGGCUGGAGAGACCGGAGAGACCGGAGAGACCGAAGAGACUUGA